Frankliniella occidentalis (western flower thrips) is the source of this 1087-nucleotide messenger RNA. RefSeq lists its product as uncharacterized. The transcript is spliced from 7 exons. Lineage: Eukaryota; Metazoa; Arthropoda; Insecta; Thysanoptera; Thripidae. Bases 140 to 964 code for a protein of 274 amino acids. The record is from RefSeq and is a predicted model, not a curated record.
AUGGAUGUGGGGGACGUGAAACGCAUUUCUAGGAAAUUCAAGCACACAGAAAACACAAACAAGAGGAAGAAUCAAAGAGGACGCGGACAUCCGCUGAAGCAACGUUUUCGUUUCUUUGAGACUCGCCUGUGCCUGAGCCAUGAACCGCUUCCACCAGCUGUUCGGGGGUGUCCGAUUUGCUGUUAUCGGCAUGAUCCAUGUUGCCGCACUGCCAGGUACCCCGAUGUAUGCAGGAUCACUAGAAAAGAUAAUUGCCAAGGCAUGUAAGGAUGCUGAAAUUUACGCCAACAGCUCGGUGCAUGGUGUGUUGUUGGAAAAUAUGCAUGAUAUCCCAUACUUGCGCCACCAACAUCUUUCUCCUGAAACAGUAGCAGUGAUGACACGUGUUUGUUCUGAAGUCCGUAAAAUUAUUCCUAACCAGAUUCCUUGCGGUGUACAGGUGUUGGCGGGGGCAAAUCAAGAAGCAAUUGCAACAGCCCAAGCAUCAAACUUACAAUUUGUCCGCUGUGAGGGUUUUGUUUUUAGCCAUGUUGCUGAUGAGGGUUUCAUUGAUGGCUGUGCUGGCCAGUUAUUGAGAUACAGAAGAUUUAUUAAUGCAGAGCAAAUACAAAUUUUCACAGAUAUAAAGAAAAAGCAUAGCUCCCAUGCAAUUACAGCAGAUGUUAGUGUAGAAGAAACUGCACAUGCAGCAGAAUUUUUUUUAAGUGAUGGACUUAUAAUAACAGGUGUUGCAACAGGUCAUGCUGCAGAUGAAGACCAAGUAAAAGGGGUUGCAGCUCAUACCUCAUUACCUGUUUUAAUUGGAUCUGGCAUAAAUAUACAAAAUUUACAGAAAUAUCUUCCUUAUGCCAAUGGUGCUAUCGUUGGCACUCAUUUCAAAGAGAAUGGAAAGUGGACAAUGCCUGUGUCAAAGCAACGGGUCGAUUCUUUCAUGGAAAAACUGAAAACUUUGGAAAUUUCAUGACCAAUCAGUUCACAAUAAAACAGUUCCAAAAAAGAGCUUAAUAAUAAGAACCAACAAAGCAAAGAUUUUAUCCUUGAUUUGUUGUAUUGGUAAGUUUUUAAUAAAUUAUUAAAAUUCAGUCAA